Canariomyces notabilis is the source of this 1147-nucleotide messenger RNA. RefSeq lists its product as uncharacterized. Bases 258 to 971 code for a protein of 237 amino acids. The record is from RefSeq and is a predicted model, not a curated record. The transcript has a single exon. NCBI's taxonomy places the organism in Eukaryota, Fungi, Ascomycota, Sordariomycetes, Sordariales, Chaetomiaceae.
AUAGACGCAAGUCAUCAGAAUCCCGUGCUUCCUUCGUUUCCAGCUUGGAAAUUGGAAUGAGCCCAACGCCCUCGCGAAUUGAUGAAACAAGCUCUACAGCUCCUUCCUGGCGAGGCGCAGAUCUAACUUUGUGUGGACACGACGCGUUCACACGACACUUACCUAGACUAAGACAUGGUGCUCAGAUCCUACGUAUAAGGUAUGUAAACCUUAAACAGCCAAGCCUUCCUGGAAAAGUUUGAAAGAGCAGGGGGGAAAUGGGGUUCAAUAUGGAGGUUGUAAGGGGGUUGAAACUGGGAAGUGAAUCAGUGCCUCUCUAUGUCCAUGGUACUGUAAGGUACCUCCGAUCUACAAGGCUUACAAGCAGCUAUCCCUUGUUCCUUCCUAACUAUCGUAUUCUACAGUUUGCACGGAUGAACCAGCUUGGCGUGUAUUCAUUAUGGAGCAUAUCAGAGGAGCAAUCCCGCAUCCCCAAGGCAUUCUCACCAUUUUGCUCGAGCCUCGAACCCAAAACUCUCAAUCUGGCAUCCUGCAGCGCUUUGCCGACUCCGUGGGUGGAACGGAGGUACUGUGUAUGUACUCCGUACAUACGGAGUACAACGGACAGGCUUGCACUUCUUAUCCAUUAUUGUAUUGUACAUGGCGACAACGCCACACAAGUCAAGCCUAUCCUAUUCCAUACGAGCAAAUCCGCUGCGGGCCGCACCCGAUCAUGCGCAAUACUGCAUUUGAGCAUCUCGGGCUUUUAUAAAGUGGGUAGGAGCUACUGUAUUAGCUUCCUGUAUUUAUUGUGGCUCGGCUGGGCAUCUCCCAUCUUUAACUUCAAGCCACCCCAACCACAGGAAAUACCACCCAAUUAUUUCAUCGUUUUUCAGUCUGCCGCCAAUUCCUGCGCUUCCGGGCUCGGAUUCACGUACGGAGGUACGGAUAACGUUACGUACCCUCUUUGCGACCAUGCCGUGGUGGGCUAAUGCGAGACGGAUGGCGCUCAAAACGAAGCCAGACUGGUCGAUUAACGGAAACACAUUUCGAUAUCCGUAUGGGAGGCUGACAUUGACUUGACCGCCGUUUCGGCGGAGGGAGGGCGUCCCCGUCACCUCAACCGAAGAGACAUCCCUGAGCCUCCGCACCUUCGCUAGACGGUACC